Messenger RNA from Morone saxatilis (striped sea-bass), 3404 nucleotides. RefSeq names its product homer protein homolog 1 (gene homer1). Gene Ontology annotation, biological process: regulation of store-operated calcium entry; G protein-coupled glutamate receptor signaling pathway. Gene Ontology annotation, cellular component: dendrite; plasma membrane; cytoplasm. Bases 918 to 1988 code for a protein of 356 amino acids. The transcript has 9 exons. Gene Ontology annotation, molecular function: G protein-coupled glutamate receptor binding. Lineage: Eukaryota; Metazoa; Chordata; Actinopteri; Moronidae. The record is from RefSeq and is a predicted model, not a curated record.
UUUACGCGCUGACGUCGCAGAGCGGCGGCGGCGGCGGUUGAGGACGGAGCCCAGAGAAUGAAUGAGAGGAUGAGCCGUUGGAGCCGUUGGAGCCGUUGAGCAUCGUACCUGGACGUCGUUUGAAUCCCGGCCGAAGCUCACGAGAGUUUAACGGUUAAAUAACCCCGAACACCAUCAACCGCUGUCGGUUGUUUGAAGCCUUAAAGGAGGAAGAGGAGGAGGAGGAGGAGGAAGAAGAGGAGGAAGAGGAGGAGGGAAGAAGGAUGAUACAACCUGGAGUUUACGCCAACUGUUCGCAGUCUUUCCUCCUCAAAAACAAGACAUGAAGCUCCCCCCGUUGGAAGAAGAUGUCCACCAUCGUAACACCCGUUUAAUUUAAAAUUUAAAAAAAAAAAAAAGGUGUCGACUGGCGGCGGUUGGAAAAAAAACCAACCGUUAAUGGCGAGGAAGAGCCCCGGCGACUGAAAGUGGGAUUUAAUAUGUGCGGUCGGCUUACUGAGAUUGAGGAUUCACAGUGAGCUCGCAGCGAAUGGAUAAAGCUAUCUUAUUGAGUGACUGUGCGCUAUUUUAUUUAUUUUUAGUGUUUUAAAAGUUGUCAAGAGUUUAUCUUCUAAAGCUAUUAUUUUUUUAUUUUUAAAAAAAAAAAAAAAGCUAACAGCUAACAGGAGCAGCUGGCUUAAAAAAAAAAAAACCUAAGCUACCGUUUGAGCUUCAUCCUGCAGGCACAGACACGUUUGCUCGGGUGAAAACAGACAGAAAAAUGUACCCAAGGACUUAACAACAACAAGAAGAAGAAGGGGAGAGAGAAGGAGCCAUGACAGACUGAGAGAGCCGAAGCUAAGUCCUGUUCACACCGCCCUCCAGAGACCACAGAGAGGAUCCGGAUCGACUCCCAAAAGCACCAAAAUCCUGCAAAAAUGGGAGAGCAGCCCAUCUUCAGCACACGGGCCCACGUCUUCCAGAUCGACCCAAACACCAAGAAGAACUGGGUUCCCACCAGUAAACACGCUGUCACCGUCUCCUACUUCUACGACAGUACCAGGAAUGUAUAUCGAAUCAUCAGUCUGGAUGGAUCCAAGGCCAUCAUCAACAGCACCAUCACCCCCAACAUGACGUUCACCAAGACGUCGCAGAAGUUUGGCCAGUGGGCCGACAGCCGGGCGAACACCGUGUACGGCCUCGGCUUCUCGUCGGAGAGCAACCUGGCCAAGUUUGCAGAUAAGUUUGCGGAGUUCAAGGAGGCAGCGAGGUUAGCAAAGGAGAAGUCUCAGGAGAAGAUGGAGCUCACCAGCACUCCCUCUCAGGAGUCAGCACCAGGCGAUCUACAGUCACCUUUGACCUCGGAGAGCAUCAACGGUACAGACGACGAGAGAGUCACACCAGACACGCCUCAGCACACCGAAGCCAGAGCAGAGCCUUCCCAGAAUGCACUGCCCUUCUCACACAGCUCAUCCAGCAUCAACAAGCACUGGGAGGCGGAGCUGGCGGCGCUCAAGGGGAACAACGCCAAGCUGACGGCGGCUCUGCUCGAGUCCACGGCCAACGUCAAACAGUGGAAGCAGCAGCUGGCGGCCUAUCAGGAAGAAGCCGAGAGGCUACACAAACGGGUGACGGAGCUGGAGUGCGUGAGCGGCCAGACGACGGUGAUCAAAUCCCAAAAGACAGAGCUCAACCAAACGAUAGAGGAGCUGGAGUCGGCGCUGAAGGCGAAGGAGGAGGAGUUGGAGAGACUGAAAGCAGAGGUGGAGAGCGCCAAUGAGUUCCAGUCUCAGAAAGACUCUCUGACACUGAAACUACAGGACUCGGAGUCGAGGAACGAGACGUUGGAGGCUCAGCUGAGCGACCUGGAGCAGCGUCUGGAGAGCAGCCAGCACGAGAGGGAAGCCUUCCGCAAGAGCCUGCGCUCGCUGCUGGAGCUGCUGGACAGCAAGAUCUUCGAGCUGACGGAGCUGCGGGACACGCUCGCCAAACUCCUCGAGGGCAGCUAGAGAGACGAAGAUCGCCACCAUCAUCAUCAUCAUCAUCAUCAUCACCAUCAUCACCACGGACUCUCAGAAGAAAGAAAGGAAGAAAAAAUCACCUGCAUGUUGGUACUCGCACCGUCACUGACACGUAAAACUUGAAUUCUUUCUCUUUCUAAAGAGUUUACACACGACUUUAUGCAUUCACACACACGCACGCACACACGCACACACGCACACACACACACACGCUGCGGUACGGUAACACGUUUACAAACCAGCCGGGUGAAGACGAGGCUUCGCUUGGACCAUGCCUUCCCCUCCGCUCCACGCUGGAAUCUCCUCUCACGUUAAAAAAACUCUCGAAUGUCUUUUUUCCGUUUGACGGGACGUUGACUUUUCAUCUUUUAUUUUUGCUCCUUCAAUCAUUUUAAAUUCGUUCCGUUUUCGAAGCUUCGGUUCAUUUUGAGCUCUUCCUCGCGUCAUCGUCGGCCAAAAACAGACGUUUCCUGAACAAAACGUUCCUCCUGUGACGGAGAAUCCAACGAGGUGGCGGCCAAACAAAGUGAGGACUUUAUAUUCUUCUACAAUAUGUGAGCAAUACAAAAAAAAAGGGAGCGUCAGAGGGUAAAUUAACACUUUCCACUCUCACUUUCAGGUACUUUUACUCUCCGAUAUGUUUCCACCACGAGCGAGAGGCGGCGGUCUUUCUUUCUAUUACACUUUUUAAAAACAUAGUGCACUUGUAAAAAUGGAGUUUGUGUGUGUGAGUGAUUUAGUUCCUCCUGUUUUUCUGUUUCCGUUGCGAGCUGAAGUGCAAUGAUUGAAUCCUGUUUGUUUGUUUGUUUGUUUAUUUAUUACUAAAAACUGUUACAGAGAAAGUGUACAAAAAAAAAAAGCAAAAGAUUCUUUUUUUAUUUACUCUGUUUUUCACUUUUGUUUUUAAUCGUCUGGUUCGUUUGUGGAAAAACUGGCAAUAUUUCUGAACUAUUUAUCCGAAGAGACGGAAACUUAUUAGCGGUCGCAGGUUGGAAUCUGUUUCUCUUUUGUUUUUUGCCAAAUAACGUUUUUUUUUUCGUGUACAGAUUCUGACUCCUUGCUGAUGUUGCCUUUGGUACAGAGAUGCAUCAACGGGAGCGGUACUUUUUAUUUUGUGGGAUUUUACUGUUGCCAAAAACAAAUAUUCAGCGACGUUGCGAGGAACACCUGAAGAACACGAUUUAAAUAAUAAAAAGGGCUUUGUUGUUUGGUUCGGGUACUUUUUUUUGGGGGGGGAGACUUGAAUGACUUUAUGACGUUUGAAAAUGAUGAAUUAUUGCAGCUUGAAAAAGGGAAAAAAACAAACGUUUGAAUAAAGAGUUUUAAAUGUUGAUUAUAUCACGAUGCUUAAAAAAUAAACACAAAUUGUAAUUUUGAGUUUCUAGUAAAACAAAAUCAAAUGAA